Phascolarctos cinereus (koala) is the source of this 1008-nucleotide messenger RNA. It is a transcript of the gene PEMT, whose product is annotated as phosphatidylethanolamine N-methyltransferase. Gene Ontology annotation, molecular function: phosphatidylethanolamine N-methyltransferase activity. Gene Ontology annotation, biological process: phosphatidylcholine biosynthetic process. The record is from RefSeq and is a predicted model, not a curated record. Lineage: Eukaryota; Metazoa; Chordata; Mammalia; Diprotodontia; Phascolarctidae.
GGGGGGAAGGGAGGGGAAGCUCGGGAAAGACCCGAGGCGGGACCAUGCUGGGCCAGUUAGCCGGGUAUGACUGCUGCGGAGGAUUCGGGAAUGUGGAUUUUGACCAGGCAGAACUUUCCGUUAUGACCCGUCUUCUUGGCUACAUCGAUGUCACAGAUUUCAGCUUUGUGGCUGCCGUCCUCUGCAUCAUUUUCAAUCCCCUUUUCUGGAAUGUGGUUGCAAGAUGGGAAUACAAAACACGCAAGCUGAGCCGGGCCUUUGGGUCUCCCUAUCUUGCAUGUUACUGUCUGGGCACAAUUGUCCUGCUGCUGAACUUCCUCAGGUCUCACUGCUUUACCCGGGCCAUGUCCAGCCAGCCGAAGAUAGAAGGGUUGGAUUGCCUAGGGGCUUACUAUGUAGGCGUCGUCAUCCUGGGAGUUGGCACCAUCUUUGUGCUCUCCAGCUUCUGCCUUGGAUUCAUUGGGACAUAUCUAGGUGAUUAUUUUGGAAUCUUGAAGGAAGCAAGAGUGACAACAUUUCCAUUUAGUGUCUUGGACAAUCCUAUGUACUGGGGGAGCACAGCCAACUACUUGGGGUGGUCAAUCAUGAAUGCCAGCCCUACAGGCCUCCUGCUGACAGUCAUUGUGGCCCUCACCUACAUGGUCGCCGUUGUGUAUGAAGAGCCUUUCACUGAGGAGAUCUACCGGCAAAAAGCUCUGAGGUCAAAGAAGAAUAAAUAAAUGUCGGAAUUUGUGUUGAAGAAUGUGUGGAUGGAGUCCAGCUGACUGCAUUGUUGGAAGCCAAGUUCUGUCCCCUACUUUAUGUGUUGGAUAAUUUCAAGUGAAAUGCUUGAUGAUCACUUGGGUACUCAGCUCCAGCCCCUUCCUGCCCCUCAGGGGCUGGAGGUGGUAACAUAAUGUGCCUUUUGAAACUGCCGCCUGGGAGGUGGAGAGGGUCUGCCACUGGGUACAUGCCCUCACCUACCCACCCCCAACUUCCCAAUUUAAUAAUAAAGUAGCCUAAUUCAUA